AAAUUAUGUCUAAUAUUUUAAGACUUUGUCCAAAAUGUUAAACAAGUCCAGCCACAAUAUAAUGUAUAGAUUGUGAAGAAAAAAUGUGUUAUUCUUGUGAUUAGAAAGUACAUAAAAAAUUGAAAUAACAUAAGACUGAUAUCAUUCCUUAUUCAUGUAAAAUAUUUAUUAAAAAAGAGAUGAAACAGAUUAAAUCAACCUCAUUUAUAAUUAGUGGUAUUAAAGACCACUCUAAUAUAUCAUAAGAAUUACAACAGGAACUUAAUGAAUUAGAAGCUAUUAUAGAAGCUAAAAAAUCAUUUUUAAACAAAUAAGAAGAAAAAUGGGGUAUUUAGAUUAAUUCUCUUGAAACUCAAUACCAAAAGAAAUUAGAAUAAUUUGAAAAAGAAAUUGAGUCUAAUGAAAACUAAUUUAAAAAUUAUUAUUCAAGUGGCAAUACUACUUAAACGAUUACUGAUAUAAAAAAAUAAAUGGAGGCAUAAAAAUAGUAUAUUUUUUAUAUUUUAAUAAUAGAUAAGCAUGGAAAUAGUUGAAUGAUAAAAAAGAAAAAUUAUUAGAAAAAGAAAAACUACUUAAAGAUAUGAUUUCAACUGAGUAAUAUUGUUCUUAGGAAAUUUAGUAAAAAAGGAAACUAAUUAAUGAAUAUUAGAUAUUUUUAUAAAAAUAAUAAGCUGAAAAAGAUCUAAUAAAAGAAGAAAAUCAAAAGAUAAUGAAAUAAUUAGAAUCAAUUAAAAAUUUAUGUAAUAAAAAUUUACCUGAAUUUGGAAUUAAUGUUGAAUUUUUAGAUAAAUAAAUGAAAUUGAAUAGAAUUAACAAUAAUAAAUAAGAAGAAGAAUAAGAAGAAGAAGAGGAGGAUGAAGAAUAAAAAAAAGAAGUUUAAGAUAAUUAGAAUGAAUAAUAAUAAUAAUAAUAAUAAUAAUAAUAAUAAUAAUAAUGA
Paramecium sonneborni is the source of this 937-nucleotide messenger RNA. Lineage: Eukaryota; Ciliophora; Oligohymenophorea; Peniculida; Parameciidae. The record is from the annotation of a GenBank genome assembly.